GAUUCCCACUAUUAAUUUCUUCCGAUUCCCAAUUUCCAGGAGGUAAAGAAAUUCUGGAGGGAAGAGCAGAAGAGGGAUCCGAUCGAUGGACAACAAGGCGGCGGUAGACGCCUUCUCGAUCGCCCCCUCCAUCGUCCUCGGCCGCACCAUCGCCCUCCGCGUCCUCCUCUGCGGUUCCCUCCGCCUCCUCCGCCGCCGUCUCUCCUUCCUCAUCCUCAUUGUCCUCGGACGCCUCCGCAGCGGCGCGCGGCACCUUCUCGCCUGGCUCCAUCCCCGAAACGCCCAGGGCACCCUCGGACUCGUCACCAUCGUCGCCUUCGCUCUCCGCCGCUUCGGCAAUGUGCGCGCCGAGUUCGGCUACCGGCGCAGGUUCUGGCGCAACAUGCUACACAGCGCUCUCACCUACGAGGAGUGGUCGCACGCCGCCAAAAUGCUCGAAAGUGACAUGACGCCCAAGAUGAGGGAAAGCGACCUCUACGACGAGGAGCUCGUCCGGAACAAGCUGCAGGAACUGCGACACCGCCGCCGUGAGGGAUCCUUGCGGGACAUUGUCUUCUGCAUGCGCACCGACAUUCUCAGGAAUCUCGGCAACAUGUGCAACCCCGAGCUCCACAAGGGGAGGCAUCAGGUACCUAAACUAAUCAAGGAGUACAUUGAUGAGGUCUCAACUCAACUGAAAAUGGUUUGCGAUUCAGACUCCGAUGAGUUGCUCUUGGAAGAGAAACUUGCAUUUAUGCAUGAAACAAGGCAUGCUUUUGGUAGGACAGCUUUGCUUUUAAGUGGUGGUGCUUCAUUGGGUGCUUUCCAUGUAGGUGUAGUGAGAACACUAGUGGAGCAUAAGCUUCUGCCUCGAAUUAUAGCAGGAUCUAGUGUAGGUUCCGUUAUUUGUGCUGUUGUAGCCACAAGAUCUUGGCCUGAGCUUGAGUGCUUCUUUGAAAAUUCUUGGCACUCGUUGCAGUUUUUUGAUCAGUUGGGUGGGAUAUUCACCGUGGUUAAAAGGAUCAUGACACAUGGUGCAGUCCAUGAGAUUAGGCAAUUACAAAGUCUUUUGAGGCACCUUACGAGUAAUUUAACAUUUCAAGAGGCUUAUGAUAUGACUGGUAUUGUUCUCGGUAUCACUGUGUGCUCUCCAAGAAAGCAUGAAUCACCACGGUGUCUUAAUUACUUGACCUCUCCUCAUGUUGUUAUCUGGAGUGCUGUAACUGCAUCUUGUGCAUUUCCUGGUCUAUUUGAGGCUCAGGAGUUGAUGGCAAAAGAUAGAUUUGGUGAAAUUGUUCCUUUUCACGCACCGUUUUCAUUGGGCAUGGAGGAUAAUCCUAAAGCUUCAGCUCGUCGGUGGAGAGAUGGAAGCUUGGAAAGUGAUUUGCCUAUGAUUCAACUGAAGGAAUUAUUUAAUGUCAACCACUUUAUUGUUAGUCAAGCAAAUCCCCAUAUAGCUCCAUUGUUGAGAGUAAAGGAAAUUAUCAGAGUUUAUGGAGGAAACUUUGCUGCAAAGCUUGCUCACCUUGUCGAAAUGGAAGUUAAACAUCGAUGCAAUCAAGUUCUUGAACUCGGUAUUCCAUUAGGUGGCCUUGCUAAGUUGUUUGCUCAAGAUUGGGAGGGAGAUGUUACUGUUGUUAUGCCAGCCACCCUUGCUCAGUACUCAAAGAUUAUACAAAAUCCGUCUCGUGUGGAACUUCAAAAGGCUGCUAACCAAGGGAGGAGAUGCACAUGGGAGAAGCUGUCCGCAAUAAAGGCUAACUGUGCCAUUGAACUUGUACUGGAUGAGUGUGUUGUUCUUCUUAACCGUAGUCGCAGCCUCAAGAGAAGUGCUAAAAGAGAUGCUACAUCUCAAAGCCUCACAAACUUCAUGCGACUUAAUGCUGCUGGGAGAAUUCCUUCAUGGAAUUGCAUUGCAAGAGAAAACUCAGCAGACUCUCUUGAAGAAGAUUUAGUAGCCGAAUCUGCUGCAUCAAUCCACCAGGGAAAUCCUACAGCUGGGCAAUCGAACAGACAUAGGCAGACUCAACAAGGCACGCAUGAUGGAAGUGAUAGCGAAUCAGAAUCAGAAAGUGCAGACUUAAAUUCUUGGACAAGAAGUGGUGGUCCUUUGAUGAGGACGACCUCUGCUGUCAUAUUUAUUAACUUUGUGCAGAAACUUGAGACGGAAACAGAGUGUAGCAGAUUUGGCGAAGAAGAGAUUGACACUUCAGCAACACAGUUCAAUUUGAUCGGGAGUCAAGCGGUCGGUGGGGGUACUUACUAUAACAACUCAAGGGUAAUAACUCCUGAUAGAAGCUCAGAAAAUGCAGAUUCAAAGAGUAGCAGCAGAGUCCCAGUCGCUGCUUCCACAAGCAUUACACUUUCCGAAGGUGAUCUUUUGCAAACUGAGAAGGUUCACAAUGGUAUUGUGUUUAAUAUCGUAAAGAAGGCCACCUUGUUACGCGGUAGCAGCAACCCCGAACUGCACCAGGAUUGUUGUAGAGUAGCAGAUGAAGAGAAUGUGCCAGCGGAAAUUUGUGAUAGCAGCAAAACCUCGGACUUAGGCAAAGAGGACGAUAACCCUACACCGAACCAAGAUUACAAGUCUCUAUAUCGAGGUGACGAUUGUAUUUAUGGCUCAAAUGGAAUGAAUGGAAGCGGUAGCAGUGGCCAUGUCUAGCCCUGGCGGUUUGGAUGUGGAUUGCUAGUAGAUGGGUGUGGAUGUACAUACACCGUGAAAAAGGAUAACGUUGCGAUAUACAAUCAACAACUACUGU
This is a messenger RNA of Zingiber officinale, 2738 nucleotides long. RefSeq names its product triacylglycerol lipase SDP1-like. Gene Ontology annotation, biological process: lipid metabolic process. The coding region runs from base 86 to 2641 and encodes 851 amino acids. The transcript has 4 exons. The record is from RefSeq and is a predicted model, not a curated record. NCBI's taxonomy places the organism in Eukaryota, Viridiplantae, Streptophyta, Magnoliopsida, Zingiberales, Zingiberaceae. Gene Ontology annotation, molecular function: triacylglycerol lipase activity.